GUUUACUGGCUGAGUAGCUGUCACUUUCACGGUGUUUAUUACUAAUCGUGUGUAAAGUUUAAAUUUACUUUUCGCAUAUAUCUGUGAUCGCACGUCAUAUCAUACGCGAUAUUAUACAAUAUUUUCACGUGUAUAACAGCGUGAUACAUGUGUGUAUAACAUGUCAGAUCUUGUAGAGAAUCAAAUUCAAUCGUUGCUUGCCGGACAAGCGUUGGAAAACGAUGACAUAUGUAAUAUGCAUACUCUCACGAGCGAUUUGACAGAUGAGAAAUCAGGUCAACUAGCAACACACAUUCCGAUCUGCCUGAAGACAGUGACGUACAUAGUCGCCGCUGUUGUUAUAAAUGACCAAGGUGAGGUGUUGAUGAUACAAGAGGCGAAAGCUUCUUGUAAUGGAAAAUGGUACCUGCCGGCUGGUAGAGUGGAAAAGAACGAGAAUCUCGUGAGCGCGGUCAAGAGGGAAGUCCUAGAGGAAACGGGUCUAAUAAUCGCGCCAACGACUCUCAUACUGGUAGAAUGCGCAAACGGCACAUGGUUUCGCUUUGUUUUCACUGGGGACAUAGUCGGUGGUACAUUGAAGACGCCUGAUCAGGCAAACGAUGAAUCACUGCAAGCAUGUUGGGUACGAAACAUAAAUGAUUUACCUUUAAGGUCUAAUGAUAUUAUUUAUCUUCUGGAUAGAGGCAAAAGUUAUAUGUCAAAUAAGAAUGUUUCUCAACAUCCUCACUUGAUGCCUGUGACCAAAUCGCAUGCCAAACUGUCACUGAGAUUAGUAGUCACAUCUAAGAAAAAGGCAACGAACAGAUUACAUGUACUUAUAUCUGAUACUGAACAACAUAAUCCACCAAUUUGUGAACUUAAUCCAAAUCGUAGUUUAUUGUCUAGUCUGCAUAGUUUUAUGACAGAAAUAUUUGGAGAUGAUGUAGCACAACACAAACCACAUGGUUUAUUGUCUAUAGAAUUUAGUGGUGGACAAGGAGGAGAUGGUCUGUGUCUAACAUUAUUAGUAUCCUUUAAAUUGCCAUUGGAAGAUGUACCUAUAAUUGGGAAAUACAUUUGGCAUGAACUUUCUGAAAACGUGGCAGAAACUCUUGCAGCUCGUCUGCCACGGAACAUGACCGUCCCUUUAAAAGUUGUACGUUAAUACAUGAAUAUUUUAUUAAACAAUUGUUUACGAAAAAGUGAACGGUAUACAAGAGAGCUCAAA
This is a messenger RNA of Pogonomyrmex barbatus (red harvester ant), 1207 nucleotides long. Its product is annotated as 8-oxo-dGDP phosphatase NUDT18. Lineage: Eukaryota; Metazoa; Arthropoda; Insecta; Hymenoptera; Formicidae. The record is from RefSeq and is a predicted model, not a curated record. Gene Ontology annotation, molecular function: 8-oxo-dGDP phosphatase activity; 8-oxo-GDP phosphatase activity.